UGUCGUAAAGCUUCCGAGUAUUUUCGGGACCGCCAGCCAUCAUAAGGACGGGAGUUAACGCCAGGUUGAGCUUUGCGCUCCGGCGACAACAAAAGAGCAAUCAUGACGAGGGGAAAUCAGCGUGAGCUUGCCCGCCAAAAGAACGCUAAGAAGCAAACUGAUAGCUCCAAAGGGAAGAGAAAUGAAGAUGGCCUCUCUGCAGCUGCCCGCAAGCAAAGAGAUGCUGAAAUCAUGCAGCAGAAGCAAAAAAAGGCAAACGAGAAGCCAGAACCUAAAGGCAAAUAACCAGAGGACGGCGUUUUGACUGAUAUGGCAUCCAAGAUCUUUUUUCUUUUGUCAAGACAGAGUAUCUUUCAUUGUGUAGAUGUGGAGAUUUUGAUUCUAUAAAGUUUCAUCCCAAACUCCAUAAUGUGCUUGAAAGGGCAUAUCAACUAUACAGUACAUAAUGAUUUAUGUUCCACUACGGAGGAGAGCUUUUCUUAUGUUCAAAUAAUCAGAGCAGGCCCAAAUAAAUGGGAGUCUCAAAAUGUCUGCACCGGCAUUGUAAUCUUGUAUUUUUGUAUCAAGUGCCCUUCUGAAUAAAAUGUACAUUUUAAUUCA
Molecule: messenger RNA, 600 nt
Organism: Danio aesculapii
Lineage: Eukaryota; Metazoa; Chordata; Actinopteri; Cypriniformes; Danionidae
Product: small EDRK-rich factor 2-like
Exons: 3
Coding region: 103-285 (60 amino acids)
Source: RefSeq, a predicted model, not a curated record